This is a messenger RNA of Anopheles gambiae (African malaria mosquito), 1629 nucleotides long. RefSeq lists its product as uncharacterized. The record is from RefSeq and is a predicted model, not a curated record. The transcript has 3 exons. Bases 269 to 1573 code for a protein of 434 amino acids. NCBI's taxonomy places the organism in Eukaryota, Metazoa, Arthropoda, Insecta, Diptera, Culicidae.
AAGAGCUACGUAGUUUGCUGUUGAAUCUGAAAGUGGAUGGAAGAGAAAUUGUUGAGUGAUAACAAAUCUUAUAGUUAUUUUGUGGUUUUGAUCCAAGUGAUACUGUUCACCAACCUGCGCCUUAACAACCUACUUUGUGGGGCUGAUUGAAACCCGACUUCAACAUUGCGUGCUUCAACAGCGUUCAAUAUAGCUUUUUAUAUUUUGAUGAUCCAGCUUUGUCAGCAUAGUGUUUUGUAAGGGGUUACCUGAAUCAUUGGAAGAUAUUAUGCCUUUUUCGAUUAUAACGACGCAUGGCCCAAAAGGCUUUUCUGAACUUACACUAGUGCCAGAUGGUUGGAUCCAGAGUACCAGUGCUGGGAAAAGUUAUGUGUAUUGGCCCAAAGGAGACAUAGCUAAGCUGAUCAAAGUUGAAACAAGUACUCCUUCAUCUGGAUGGACGAGACAAGCGUGUGUAAUUCAAAAAUCAAAUAUUUUAUCUUUACAACAAGGUAUAGCUAUACUUAGCGAUAUGUCAGGAGAAUCGAGUGAUGAUUCUUGUAUCAUACAAUCCGUAAAAACUAUGUAUAGGCAGCGAUUUGGCCAGAGAGCAUUAGAAAAUGCUAACAAAGUUAACGCCUUGUCUGAAAAUUGUAUACAGUUAGAAACAGGCACUUUAGCUACAGGUUGCUCACAAUUCAAGACAGACACUUUAGCUAAAGGUGGUUCACAGUUAGAGAGAGACAUUUUACCGUAUGGUUGUGCACAAUUAGAUACAAAUACUUCACCCAAAGGUUGUUCACAGUUAGAAACAGACACUACGAAUGAAUUCAUGGAAUCAGCACAGCCGAGUGUUGCACCAGAAACGACUAGAAAGGAUUUUCCUUCAGUUCCUUCUCAAUUAGAGCAAAAUAAUAGCUUUUCUCCUACAAAUCACAUGGAAAAUGCAAUCACAAGUUUGAUCGCUGUUGUAGGUGGUUUAAUUCAACAAAUCAGCGACAUAAAUUCCAACAAACUGAUAGGAUUAGAUAAAAUUGAUAAUUUAACAAAAGUACUAGAGCAGCAGAUCGUACCAACGUUAGGUGGUCUUGUAGAGGAAUUUAAAGAGUUAAAAAAAAAAGUUAAUUUAAAUACGGUACAAAUGGAUCUGUUCAUUAACAGUUUGGAGCAAGAAAACAGAAAAAGAAAAAAACCAUCAUUUUCAAUGGAUCCGAUCGAUAACCAUAAAGAUUUAAAGGAUUUUGACAAAAGUCUUGAGGAAAACGAUUUUAAAACAUCUGUUAUUGAUUGGCUUACCCAUAACAUAUGUGAAACAAACAGUAAUAAUAGAAUGUUAGAUGCUUUGGAUAUGUUACUGAAUCGUUCAUUUUGUACGCAAAUUAGUUGGUCAGGACAAGGCAAAGAAAACUCGAAAAUACCGAUAAAAAUGUUUCCUAAUUUCUUAGAAGUUUUUAGAGAGAUAGGUACAACCCAUUUGACUUUGGUAACAGAUCAAUGCUUGAAAGAUUUUUUCAUAAAAAAAUUAAAGCAUAGCCAGGAAAGAUGCAUGAUUCAAGGGUUACGAAAACCUACUUCUCACAACAAAAGAUGUUGAUGUUAAGAAGUUUUUGAAUACAUUUAUUAAUUAAUAAUAAAAAGAUUAAAAACUUG